GAGAGAGAGAGAGAUGUGGCACGUGUUAUUGGAUUUUCUUGAAAAAUUUAUGCGAGCAGUGAUUCUCUGUGUCUUGCUGAAGGACAGAUUGGUCGCGGACGGAGAAGACCGGCCGGAGUUGUAUUUCGAGAAUCUAAAUUUUGCAAGGAAGUUCUUAGUGGAGGCAGUAGGGGCUUUCAACGGCCGUCAGUCCUGGUUCGCGAGAGCUACACUCUGUGUCCUCAAGAAUACUGUCAUUGUUGUUAGGUUUUUAUGCAUAAUUUGUGUCUACCUAUUUGUGGUCAAAGUCAUUAUCAACUUGUGGGGGUUGUUGGGUCUUUAGAGGAAAUCUCUUCCUCCAAGAAUCUCGUUUUUUUGUUUUUUUGGUGUUUCCUUUUUCUGGACUGGUUUCUACAAGAGACAUUUUGGAUGACUUUCUUCGCGAUUCUUACGCGCACGUCGAUAGUGGAGAAAUCACUCGUUCGAAUGAGCAAGCAACGCGGCAUGGAUUGUCUGAACAAUAAAGAGAAAGUACUGAUUCUUGGUCUCCCUCUUGAUAGCGAUGUAAAGGAUAUAAUCUGGAGUACUUGUCACGUGUUGCUAACUUGGGGUGGUCUACAUCUAUUUACUAAUCUUGAUGACUUCCAUGGUGGCCAUAGCUCCUCAGUUUCGCAUAUUGAGUUUUCAGAAUUGUUAAGCUGUAAUGGUGAGAAGAGGAAUCCUAAUAACUCGAUCAUUUUGGAAGAAAAUUGGACUGAAGGAGCUUAUCCCAGAGAUAUUGGACAACUUAUCUUGAAUCUUGAUCAUUUGAAUGCAGAAACUGUUUCUUGCUUAUGCCGUUAUUGUGGGGACUCUUGUUUCUCUGCCUACUCAAAUUUAGCAGGGACGACUGACUGUCACUACGCUGACAGAUUUUGUUGCGCAAUCUGGAGAACGAGAUUGCCAAACACUCUUCUUGCAGGAUCUCUAAGGUUGACCGCAAGGACAACAAUCAAGCCCACUCUUUGGCAAAGCGGGCAUUGCAGUGCUUUACGCACCCCACAGCUGCAAGAGAUCAACAGUUUUUGCAUAGAGCCACUGCUUUUCCAUUUCAAUUGUAGCUCUAUUUUUGGGUUGUAUUCUCCUGUCAUCUGUUUUACCUUUUUUGGGUUGUAUUAA
This is a messenger RNA of Rhododendron vialii, 1137 nucleotides long. RefSeq lists its product as uncharacterized. The transcript is spliced from 2 exons. The record is from RefSeq and is a predicted model, not a curated record. NCBI's taxonomy places the organism in Eukaryota, Viridiplantae, Streptophyta, Magnoliopsida, Ericales, Ericaceae. Bases 253 to 1137 code for a protein of 294 amino acids.